This is a messenger RNA of Symbiodinium natans, 1494 nucleotides long. Lineage: Eukaryota; Dinophyceae; Suessiales; Symbiodiniaceae. The record is from the annotation of a GenBank genome assembly.
AUGGUGCUGGUUCUGGACGUGAGCCUGAUAAGUGGCAGAUCUGUGUCUUUGGAGGCAGACGACGAGGCUUCGGUUGAAAGCUUGAAGCGGCAAGCGCAUGUGGCGCUCGGAGUUCGUAGAGGGCGGCUCUUGAACUCAUCCGGCGAUGUCUUAGAUGGGGGCACCUCGCUCAAAAAAGCAAGGUUGGUCUCGGGCGAUGCCCUGAUCUUGCAGAUCAGCGAGCUUCAGAUUUGGGGGAACACUUGUUGCAGGUUUGGCAACCUUGCUUUUGCUGCAAUCCUGGGCGACGGUUCUGUGCUCACCUGGGGCAAGGCUGACGGUGGUGGCGACAGCAGCAAGGUGAAGGAUCAGCUGAAAAAUGUGCGACAGAUCCAAGCUACUAAAGACGCAUUUGCCGCCAUCCUUGUCGAUGGGUCGGUGGUCACGUGGGGUUACGCUGGCGCUGGUGGCGACAGCAGCAAGGUGCAAAAGCAGCUGAAAGGUGUGCGACAGAUCCAAGCCUCCUUGAGGGCAUUUGCCGCCAUCCUGGGUGAUGGGUGUGUGGUCACCUGGGGCAGCGCUGACGCUGGUGGCAACAGCAGCAUCUUUCAAAAGCAGUUGAAGAAGGUGAAGCAGGUUCAAGCCUCUUUAUUUGCAUUUGCCGCAAUCCUGGACGAUGGCUCUGUGGUUACGUGGGGCAACCCUGAAUAUGGUGGCGACAGCAGCAGGGUGCAGGAGCAACUGAAAAGUGUACGACACAUCCAAGCUAGUGACGCGGCAUUUGCCGCCAUCCUGAGCGAUGGGUCUGUGGUCACGUGGGGCAGCCGUCACCGUGGCGGCGACAGCAGCAAGGUGCGGGAACAGCUGAAAAAUGUGCAACAGAUCCAAGCCACCGAGGAAGCAUUUGCUGCCAUUCUGGAGGACGGCUCUGUGGUUACGUGGGGCCACAUUGGCAAUGGUGGCGACAGCAGCAACGUGCAAAAGCAGCUGAAAGAUGUGCGACAGAUCCAAGCUAGUGGAGACGCAUUUGCCGCUAUCCUGGUUGAUGGGUCGGUGGUCACGUGGGGCGAUGCUGCCGCUGGUGGCGAUAGCAGCAACGUUCAAAAGCAGCUGAACAACGUAAAGCAGAUCCAAGCCAAUUUAUUGGCAUUUGCCGCAAUCCUGGACGACGGCUCUGUGGUUACGUGGGGCAAUCCUGGCUAUGGUGGCGACAGCACAGAGGUGCAGGAGCAACUGAAAAACGUGCAAUGUAUCCAAGCAACAAGGGGCGCAUUUGCCGCCAUCCUGGAUGAUGGGUCCGUGGUCACGUGGGGCAAGGCUGAUUGUGGUGGUGACAGCGGCAAGGUGCAGAAGCAGCUGGCAAAUGUGCGACGCAUCCAAGCAGCCAGAGGCGCAUUUGCCGCCAUCAGGGGCGAUGGGUUUGUGGUCACCUGGGGCCAGGCUGACGGUGGUGGCGACAGCAGCAGCGUGCAGGAGCUGCUUCGGCCACAUGCAGACUCAGCCUCCUGCCACUAG